This is a messenger RNA of Notothenia coriiceps (black rockcod), 809 nucleotides long. Its product is annotated as collagen alpha-1(XII) chain-like. The record is from RefSeq and is a predicted model, not a curated record. The coding region runs from base 93 to 809 and encodes 238 amino acids. Gene Ontology annotation, molecular function: protein binding. The transcript is spliced from 4 exons. NCBI's taxonomy places the organism in Eukaryota, Metazoa, Chordata, Actinopteri, Perciformes, Nototheniidae.
GUUUGUGUUACAGUUGUUGGAGUAGAUGGUAUUACAGGAUUCUUUUCAAUGUUCUCAGUGAGAAGCUGUUUGAAUAACCUGGAGAGUGUGGGAUGGCUGAGAGUGUUUCUGCAAUGGAUGGCUCUGACGAGGAGGAAUAUUAUGAUGUAUCAGAUUCCUUCCCUGACCCGUGCUGUGAGGAAGGAAAGAGCACUCCAGCAGCACCACAGUCGGACCAUGUUCCUCUACCAGGGGAAGUAAGAGUUCUUAAUUCUGACCAGAAGACAGAUUCUCUUGGCUUUCCACCCACUGAAAACUCUGCUGGGUUUAGACCACACUUAGAUUACUCCUGUGAAAAACACAGCGGCAGUUUGACUGUUGAUGACUCCAGCCCUGUGAAGGUUGAUGGACUGGUCCCUGACACUGAGUAUACCUUCAGCAGCACAAGGAUUGCAGACAAUGCAAAUCAAAGUAAAGCAGCCUCGCUAUCUGUCUUCACAGUGAAACCUUUAUAUGUUCCCAUGGAGCCCAGCCCUCCUGUGCAGAUUACAGUCGACAAGGUCAGCAGGAAGUCACUGUCUCUGCAUUGGGACACCCCUGCUGGUGAAGUGGAGAGUUACAUUGUGACUUGUUGCAGUGAGGGAGACAGUGUGCAAGAGACAACAGACACAAACAAGAUGACAUUCAACAACCUGAAGCCAGGGGAGUGCUACUUUCUACUGGUUUCUACAAAACUUCGGAAUGGAAGAAUAAGCAAGCCAACUGUAACAUCUGCCAACACAAGUAAGUCAAAUAAAAUCAUUAUUGCAAGACAAUGUCAAAUAUGUUGA